AUGGGGAAUCUAUUUGGAAAAAAGAAGCAGAGUCGAGUGACGGAACAAGACAAGGCCGUUUUGCAACUCAAACAGCAACGAGAUAAACUUAGGCUGUACCAGAAGAAGAUCGGCCUACAGCUGGAAAAGGAACGGCUUUUAGCCAAGCAGCUGCUGAAAAAUGGCAGGAAAGACAAAGCACUGCUGCUGCUGAAGAAGAAGCGUUACCAGGAACAACUUCUGGACAAGACGGACAACCAGAUCAGCAACCUGGAACGCAUGGUUGAUGACCUGGAGUUCGCACAGAUCGAGAAGAAAGUCAUCGACGGUCUCCGAGUCGGAAACCAGUGCCUGAAGAAAAUGCACGAGGUGAUGUCCAUCGAAGAAGUGGAGCGCAUCUUGGAUGAGACGCAGGAUGCCGUCGAAUACCAAAGGCAAAUCGACGAGAUGUUGUCAGGUUCAUUGUCGCAAGAAGAUGAAGAAGCUGUGCUGGCCGAGCUGGAGGCCAUCACUCAGGGCGACGUCCAGCUUCCCGACGUCCCUUCGGAGGAACUUCCCGAAGUUCCCGAAGCCGGCGAGGAGAAAGCAGAGCGAGAACGUCCAAGGAAGAAGGCGGAGCUGCUGGCCGUGUGA
Molecule: messenger RNA, 612 nt
Organism: Nerophis lumbriciformis (worm pipefish)
Lineage: Eukaryota; Metazoa; Chordata; Actinopteri; Syngnathiformes; Syngnathidae
Source: RefSeq, a predicted model, not a curated record